Molecule: messenger RNA, 6806 nt
Organism: Kogia breviceps (pygmy sperm whale)
Lineage: Eukaryota; Metazoa; Chordata; Mammalia; Artiodactyla; Physeteridae
Source: RefSeq, a predicted model, not a curated record
AGCCGGUGGCCUGGGAUCCGGCUCAGUCUCGCUCAGUUUCUCGGCCGGCCUGGUUCCCGCGUUCUUCGCCGCCGCGGGUGAGGCCGGCUUCGCUGCACCGGUAUCGGACCACUAGCCCUCUUCUCCUGAGCUGUCGCCAUCAUGCUGCUGCCUGUGUUCACCCUGAAACUGCGCCACAAAAUCAGCCCCCGCAUGGUGGCCGUAGGGCGCUACGACGGGACUCACCCGUGCCUGGCGGCCGCUACCCAAGCAGGCAAGGUUUUUAUUCACAACCCUCAUACCCGGAGCCAGCAUUUCAGUGCAUCCAGGGUCUUCCAGAGCCCCCUGGAGUCUGAUGUUUCACUUCUCAACAUUAACCAGGCAGUCAGCUGCUUGACUGCAGGAGUACUGAACCCUGAACUUGGCUAUGAUGCUCUUUUAGUGGGGACACAGACUAAUCUUCUGGCUUAUGAUGUCUACAAUAAUUCAGAUUUGUUCUACAGAGAGGCGACAGAUGGGGCCAAUGCAAUUGUGCUGGGGACAUUGGGAGACAUUUCCUCUCCUCUUGCAAUUAUUGGUGGAAAUUGUGCUCUGCAGGGUUUCGAUCAUGAAGGAAAUGAUCUCUUUUGGACGGUUACUGGAGAUAAUGUUCAUUCCUUGGCCUUGUGUGACUUUGAUGGUGAUGGGAAGAAAGAGCUACUUGUUGGAUCUGAGGAUUUUGAUAUCCGAGUUUUUAAAGAAGAUGAGAUUGUGGCAGAAAUGACAGAAACAGAGAUAAUCACCUCUCUUUGUCCCAUGUAUGGCAGUCGAUUUGGUUAUGCCCUUUCCAAUGGCACAGUUGGAGUUUAUGACAAAACAGCCCGAUACUGGAGAAUUAAAUCCAAAAAUCAUGCCAUGAGCAUUCAUGCUUUUGACCUUAAUUCUGAUGGAGUGUGUGAACUGAUAACCGGUUGGUCCAAUGGGAAGGUCGAUGCUCGAAGUGACCGAACUGGGGAGGUCAUCUUUAAGGACAACUUUUCUUCUGCAGUUGCUGGUGUGGUGGAGGGAGAUUACCGGAUGGAUGGUCACAUACAGUUAAUCUGCUGCUCGGUGGAUGGGGAAAUCCGGGGCUACCUGCCAGGCACGGCUGAGAUGAGAGGGAACCUCAUGGACACCAGCGUAGAGCAGGACCUGAUCCGAGAGCUGAGUCAGAAAAAGCAGAACCUGUUGCUGGAGCUCCGUAACUAUGAGGACAAUGCCAAGGCCGAACUGAGCAGUCCUCUGAAUGAGGCUGAUGGGCAUGGGGGCAUCAUCCCGGCCAACACCAAGCUCCACACUGCCCUCUCCGUCAAUCUGGGGAGCGAGGCGCAGGCUGCCCAUGCAGAGUUGUGCAUCUCCACUUCUAAUGACACCAUCAUCCGAGCAGUACUGAUUUUUGCAGAGGGAAUUUUUCUAGGUGAAAGCCACGUGGUGCAUCCCAGCAUUCACAACCUUUCCAGCUCCAUCCGCAUCCCAAUUACCCCUCCCAAAGAUGUCCCUGUGGAUCUGCACUUGAAAACCUUCGUGGGUUACAGGAGCAGCACCCAGUUUCAUGUGUUUGAGUUGACAAGACAACUCCCCCGUUUCUCCAUGUAUGCGCUGACCAGCCCGGACUCUGGCAGCGAGCCGCUCAGUUACGUCAACUUUAUCAUCGCAGAACGGGCACAGAGGGUUUUUAUGUGGCUCAACCAGAACUUUCUGUUACCGGAGGACACUAACAUUCAGAAUGUUCCAUUUCAAGUGUGUUUCACAUCCUUACGGAAUGGUGGCCAGCUGUGUAUAAAAAUAAAACUUAGUGGAGAGAUCACUAUAAAUACUGAUGAUAUUGAUUUGGCUGGUGAUAUCAUCCAGUCGAUGGCAUCAUUUUUUGCUAUUGAGGACCUUCAGGUAGAAGCCGAUUUUCCUGUCUAUUUCGAGGAAUUACGAAAGGUGCUAGUUAAGGUGGAUGAAUAUCACUCAGUGCAUCAGAAGCUCAGUGCUGACAUGGCUGAUAAUUCUAAUCUGAUCCGAAGUUUGCUGGUUCGAGCUGAGGAUGCUCGUCUGAUGAGGGACAUGAAAACAAUGAAGAAUCGCUAUAUGGAACUAUAUGACCUUAAUAAAGACUUGCUCAAUGGAUAUAAAAUUCGCUGUAGCAAUCACACAGAGCUGUUGGGAAGCCUCAAAGCAGUAAAUCAAGCGAUUCAAAGAGCAGGUCGUCUACGUGUUGGAAAACCAAAGAACCAGGUGAUCACUGCUUGUCGGGAUGCGAUUCGAAGCAACAACAUCAACACGCUGUUCCGAAUCAUGCGGGUGGGGACAGCUUCUUCAUAGGAGAGGAAAGAAUAGAGCUGAAUGUGGAGAAGUGAGAGUGAAGCCUAAUGCAGUUAUGGAGGUUUGGCUCAGAAUAUCUGUUCCAGUUUUCUUCUAGUGUGACUUCCCUUUCCUGUGAAGAGCAGGAAGCUAAAACAGAAGUUUCUCCAAUUCGUUUUCAGCUGGUGAUACAGGUUUGAUUCAGCUUGCAUUUCAGAUGCAAUCACAUGAGACUUGAAAUUUGAACUGAGAUAAAUGGGAUAUUGGGCAUGUAUUUGAUCAGUGUGGAUUACAGCAAAUGUAGCGUGGUUCUGGAGCCAAACUCUGUCUCUGAGGCUUGCCGAUGUAGCAGAAAUAGAUUCUGGGUAGUAGAAAAGCUGGCAUGACUGGGGGACCUUGAAGCUAGAGUGGCAGCUUCCUGGUUUUGCACAUGAGGUUUCCUGAAUGGAGCACUGUGAUGCUGUUCUGGAACCUGUAAAUGGUAGCUGAUUUAGUGGCUCAGCCUGAGGCAGUCCUAUGUUUAUAUAUGCAAUAAAGGGUGCCUUCUGGUUUCACAAGCAGCUUCCUGAUCUGGCAGGAGCAGCUACUUUGACAGCCUGGUUCUGCAGUACAGACUUGAGAAAAUAUUCUGGAAUUGCAUCCUACAGGUUUUUAUUCGACAGCCUUAAUAAUUCUGUAAGCCAUCUGGCAGGCUCUAAUCCUUUUAUUCAAAUUGUCUAGUGAGGAAUCUGUUCUCUGCAUCAGAAUACUGAUCUGUCUGAAACUCCAAAGAGACUAUACAGAACACAGGCCUUUCCUCUGUGGUAAAUUAAUUUCAUAGUUUCCUCCGUUUGGCCAUUUAGGAUUACCUCUUCUAUUUCUGAAAUGUGAGCUUUAAGGAGCCCUAAUUUUUAUGAGACUGUUAUGCCCCUCUAAUACCUUUGUUUUGCAUUUUCAACCUGUAAGCUCAAAAGACAUCCACAUACACUAUAUUAUCUUCAGUAAUCUCCAAAGUAGUAAUCUUUUAUACCUGCUUCAAAGAUGAAGAAACUGAAGCGCAGGGAUUAAUUACUUGCCAGAGCCACAGAGCUACUGGCAAGACACAAGUCCCACCGUGGGGUCUUUUCCUGUUUUAGCCAUAGUCUAAUUUACACCUUUUGAGAUUAAAAUCUCUAGUUGGUGCUGGUUUUAAAUUGUAUGGCAUUAUUCAUUUUUAGGGACCCUUAAAGAAUCAUCUCAUUAAAGGUCAUUCUGUUGUUCUUCAGCCCCCAAACUUCCUUCUUACACCUAAAAAUAUUCAUGGACAAGGCUUGAAGGAGUCGACCUGCAGCAAGAUUAUUUUUUAUAGCCCUGACUUAUAGAUUACAAAUAGGUUAUUUUCACAUCAAUUUGAUCCUCUUGGUAUUAGUAUCUCUGAGCUCAGACAGGCAGAAUGUUUUCUACAGGGUCCUACAGCUUGGUUAAGUCGCAGUGUAGACGUUAAAACCAAGUAGUCAUGGCCCUUUCUGCUAUUUCAGACUGCUCCCAAGUGAGUGAAGACUAGAUGAGAUGAAAAUGUUCAUAGUAUUCAUCCUUUUUAUCCUGUUAGAAGUCAUGUUCAGCUUAGGGAGGAGAAAAACCUGUUUGGUUAUCAGCUACUUCUCUAUCUUGUUGCCAUAUUUUUCUAUGCUGAUAGAAUCUGAUUGCCUUCUACAAGCUAUAGCUUAAGCUCUAUUUUGUUGCUGAAUUUUGUUGUAGCUUUAAGUGAACACUCUGCCUUCAUUUAAAAGCUGAUCUUGAGGAUUCUGGUAUCUGGGAGAAAGCUUUUUAGUCAUUUUUAAAGCAUCCCUUUUAAAGUCACCCCCCUUAUCCCUAGAUUCAGGUAUUCAAUAUUUUAGAGAGAGUAUGGUCUUUAUUCUUUCCCACCAUGUCUGCCUGUUCAAAUACUACAUCAAGGCUCAGUUCAAAUGCUCUCUCGGGAGACCUUUCCUCUCCCAUGUCUAUUCUUUAACCCUUAUUACAUUCUGUGUUUAUAUAAAUCUUAAUCCCCGAUUAAGUGAGAACAGGGGCUGCAUGUUAAUCAGCUUUGUCCUCCCCGUGGUGCUGAGCCAGUGCCUUGAGCAUAGAAAAGCACCUGCUGCUCCCCACGGAAGUGCUUGUCCUCAGUAAGCCUGUCAGUGGCUUCAGAAAUCAAAGAACUAGGAACUUUACAACCAUUAUGCAACCCUAGAAGUACUUUACAAGAAUGAUUUUCAACAUUAUUAACAUUUCAAAUUUUAUAAUUAGCAGUUACAAAUCUGCCAGUGCAGAGUCCUGUGAACACCAAACUAAAUUAUCUCGUUUCACUUUGACACUAAAGUACAGUAAGACACCCAUUGCAGCCUGGUGUUUUGCAUUUUUGCCUCAUCCCCACCUGGCCCCUGCCCACACUAUAUGCUCUAGCUCAUGAGUCAUCUUUUUAUUUGUGUGGUAGAGAAAUGUGCUAUUCCUGACAUGAAGCCACAUGGGCAGUUUCCAAGUAGUUUUCAAAAUUGUCUAUGUGGACUGAUUUUUUGUCAAUCAGAGAAGGAAUUAUCUGUUUUUGUAGCAAUGUCCAGUUCACGCAGGCUGGAGAGCCUGCCAGUGAUAUCAUUCCCUCUAUCAAGGACUCUUUUUAACAGGGUUUGAUUUUCUCAUUCAGUUGUAGUAGUGGCCAGUAUGUAAUGGUACUGACAAGGUACUGCAGCCGAAACUUACUUGCUGAGGAAAUGCUGGUCUGGGAGAGGCAGCCCAAGCAUUGAUUUUUUUUUCAGUAUUCUAUGGGAAAGAAACACCACAUUCAGAAGAGUUUGAGGCAGUUAGUGAGCUGUAGAAAAGCCAGGUUCAAAACCUAACAGCCUCUUUCUUUCCUACGUUUCAUUUUUCUACAUCUUUAAGUGAGAGACUGAAAUUAGAUUUAUAGGGUUCUUCCUUAAAUAUUUUAUUUUUCCUUCACUUAACAGAAAUACUAAUAUGCUUUCAAAGUCACUUUCUGAAAAUGUUCUUAUUUACAUAAUGGUUAACAUAAGGGGAAUGUGUCACGGGGACUUGACCUUACACAAUUGUAGGAAGUGGCAAAGUGUAGUCUGUCAGUUUUCUAGUCUGAUGCUGGAACUUAAAGCCCACAGGACGGGCAGUCAGAAAGGAUGUAGAGUUGGGAAGAAUAGGAACAAGCUGGAACCCAGAGGCAUGAGCUGGAGCCCACAAGGACACGUUAAAAUCUCAGUUCUUGCCUCUGACCUUGAUGGUGUGGGGAGACCCUUCAUCAGAGAAGCUGAAGGAAGAGUCAGGCACGGAGGAGCAGCUGCAGGCGUCAGACGUGGAGUCACACUGAGAAGGUGAGCCAGCAGGUAAGCUACAGUGUGUGUGAGCUACAGAAUGGCCACUGCUUCAUUCUGGCCCUCCAUAUCUUGCACAAGAACGUGUGGCUCAUCCUAACUGGAAACAGAGGGAAGGGAAUCCUGGGAAAUGUACUUCAGUCUAGCCAAGUUGAUACAUCACAUAGCACACAGUAGCUAUCGCAGUAUGGUGGGAUUCCAGGUGACCUUUACUUCAUAUUUUUACAUGUUGUGUUCUUCACAACAAACAUGUAUUACAUAGAUAAUCUAAAAAAUAACAUAUAAAGCUAUUCUCUUUGGGAAAAAAAAUCUUCCUUUAUUAAAAGGAAUUAUAAGAAUUAAGAGAUGACAUAUUUUACGGGUGAAUAUCAUAGCUUUUCUCUGCAAGAAGUAUAAAAAAGAUUGCCCAUGUUUUAAUUCCUCUGUUGCUACUUAACAGUUGUCAACAUCGGCUCUAGGCCCUAAAAGUCAAGAUGAAGAAUGAAAUGCUGAGGAAAAGCAACUUCUUCAUCACUGGGUACCUUCAGUGCAGAAAACUGACCUGCGAGUUACACCAUCCGUCACAGUCUAACAGGUACCACUGUAAAUGAUGUAACUAACAGCAACAUCACAGUCUGGCUCUCAGGGAUUCUUUCCCCUCGGACACCAGAAUCCUUUUUUUUUUGUAGUGUGUAGAUGAUUCUGCUGUGUUGACAGACCAUAAACACAUUGAGAUUAAGGAGAAUGUGAUAAACACGUUUUAAUGCUUGUGUAGGAUGCUACGACUUAGACUCAGUGCUCCAGAACUCUUAGAUGUUACCUGCAACCAUGAGUCUCAAACUGUUUUCUAAGCUUGGUACACAUGGUGGUUUCACCUGCUCAGCCCUAUUCCCUGGGGCUUCUUGGGGUUAUGCCACUAAGAAGGUGUUAACUAGAACUUCACCCCUCUUGCUGGCACUUACAAAAACACAUCAGAAAGCAAGUGAGUGAAAGUAAUAGGAUGACUUUCAGUCUGCAGGAACUUAAAAGAAAAGGCAAGCUUUGAAAUUUAAACCAUUAGUAACAGAGUAGUAGUACUUGUAAUCCCGCUUGAGUGUCACUACACUAUGGUUAAAAAAUUGUGCUCCCCAAAACAGUAUGCAUGUAAAUGGUCCCCGCCAUGUUGGUGGGGAAAGGCAAUAUGAGAACUAGUGCUAGGUAUUUUAUUUUAGCUCAAUUUUUAAAAAU